AUGGCGGGCAAGAAGGGCCAAGACAACACCAAAAAGGCCGCGGGUAACGCGCGCAAGGCGGACAGCGCCGCGAAGAAGAGUGCGGCUGCAGAGGUCGAGCGUGAGGCGGCCGAGGGCGAGAAGUGGCAACAAGGAGCCAAGAAUAACUCGAAAAAGGAAGCAGAAGCCGCCAAGAAGGCCGAGGCCGCGCAGAAGAAAGCUGAAAAGGACGCAUUGGUGAAGGAGGAGGAGGCUAGCCUGAAUGCCCGUUCGGAGCCAAAGAAAUCCAAGACCGCAGUCAAGAAAUCCCGGGGUCUGGACCUGUCGCAGCUGGAUGACGACAAACUCGGCGCUCUCAGUGCCUCGGGUAUCGACAACGCUCUCGAUGCUCUGUCCCUUACGACCGGUGGGGAUGAUUCCAAGAUUGACCAACACCCCGAGAGGCGAUUCGCCGCCGCCUAUCACCGAUACGAGGAGCGAAGGCUCGCUGAGAUGAAGGCGGAUGGCAGCGGUACUGGGCUUCGACUGGAGCAACGCAAGCAGAGGAUCAGAAAGGAAUUCGACAAGAGCCCCGAAAAUCCCUUCAACCAGGUUACUGCUUCGUACAACGCUUCUCGGGACGACAUCAAGGAUAUCAGAGCCCAAGAAGUUGGCAAGAUCGAGAAGAGGCUGGGGCACUAG
Messenger RNA from Trichoderma aggressivum f. europaeum, 660 nucleotides. RefSeq lists its product as uncharacterized. Gene Ontology annotation, molecular function: transcription coactivator activity. The coding region runs from base 1 to 660 and encodes 219 amino acids. Lineage: Eukaryota; Fungi; Ascomycota; Sordariomycetes; Hypocreales; Hypocreaceae. The transcript is spliced from 2 exons. Gene Ontology annotation, biological process: transcription by RNA polymerase II. The record is from RefSeq and is a predicted model, not a curated record. Gene Ontology annotation, cellular component: nucleus.